UGUCAAAAAAGCUAUCACAAGUAUAACAAGAACAUUUAUCAGUUCAAAAUUUGUUAGCCUGAUAGAUGGGUCUGGAAAAUUGCCAGUUCGAAAGUAGGAACAUGCACAAGACCUGGAAAAAGCCGCUGCACAAGCGUAAAAUAUGGAAGAAAACCUCGAAGAUAGCGCGCCUGGUGUACUAUAUGCAGCCGUUGGUGGAUCAUCUCCAGGCUGUCUGGAUGCAGCCGCUACCCUUCCCCACGAUGCUGAAGAUUGCAUAUACCUUCCUCCUGGGCUUCCUCAUACUUAUGCCGUUAAUUUUUCAGUUAAUUGUCGUACUCGUCUACUUCGGCAUCUUCCAGUACGUGAGCGAGCGGCACUCUUGGUUCCAGUUUGGUGAGAACUGGGAUCUCCUUGGCGGUCUGUCCAAGCUCUGGAGCUUCGAGGUGACCAACAAGAAUUAUCAGUUGUACGCAACCAUGUGCUUCGACAGGUAUCACGUGAUUAUAGCAGUCAUAUCCUCGACAGUGGACUAUAUCCGCCUGGCUCUUUUGUUCGUCUACACCUAAAUAUACGCUUUGAUUUCUCCAAACUAUGAUGGGGCAAAAGUUUAAUU
Molecule: messenger RNA, 595 nt
Organism: Drosophila miranda
Lineage: Eukaryota; Metazoa; Arthropoda; Insecta; Diptera; Drosophilidae
Exons: 2
Coding region: 66-548 (160 amino acids)
Source: RefSeq, a predicted model, not a curated record